CCAAGCCUAAAAUGUUUGCCUGUCGCUAGGUAAUUUCUGCAUUACAUCAAAGGAUGUAUCAAAUGCUUGUUUUUAAAACUAGAAAACCAGACAGGCAAGUGUGUGUGUGUGCGCGCGCGUUGUCUUCUGUGUCCAACUAGCAGAAUUUACAGAGCACUGAAAACAGAUAUUAUGGGGGAAAUGAAGGAAUUUAAAGUGUGUAUGUGAAGACACGAAUAAAACCAAACGCCUGAAAGAUCAGAUCAACGUCCUGAAAACUGCCAUGUUGGACUGGAGUAUAGCUUGGUGACAGAAUGGUUGAUUACAUAGUGUUGCGGAUACCCAGCACCGUGUAGAAAAACAAAACAAAAGCAAACAACAACGAAAGAGAAAAUAAAAAAACCCUAACAUACUAGAAUUCAAAUAUCUCAUGGAGAAAUAAGGUAAUUCUGGUUUAGCUGGGUGUGCCUUAUCCUUGGCCUGGGCUACAGGUAUCCUAUCUCAAGAAAAGAAAAGAAAAGAAAAAAGAAAAGAAAAAGUAAUAAUUCUGAUUUAAACAAAGCAGGGUUAGAGAACAAAUAGUCCCUUGAUGGAUAGUAUUAACGAAAAUACAGAUAAGUAGACCCGUGUGGUGCUGCGCGCCUUUAAUCCCAGGACUCAGGAGGCAGAGAAGGUGGAUGGAUCUCUGAGUUCGAGGCUAGCCUGGUCUACAGAGCGAGUUCCAGGACAGUCAGGGCUCCAUGGAAGGAAGAAAAGUUUGUUUUUAAAAUAUUUAAAAUUUGCUAAAUUAAAUUUUACGUGUAUUUUACCUGCACAUAUAUUUGUACCACUUUUGCUCCCAGUGCUUGCAGAGGCCAGAAGACGGGGUCUGAUCACCUGAAACUAGAGUGACGGACGGUUGUGAGCCCCCAUGUGGGUGCCGGAAUUUAACCCAGAACCCUUGGAAGAACAACCAGUGCCCUUAACCUCUGACUCAUCUCUCCAACCCUGUAACUGACUUCUUACAUUUAACACAACCCCCCACAAUGUACUGUGUCUCGAUUUCUCUGUUGAGUUUAGCCCGGACUGGCCUCUAACUCUCUCAUUAGCUAAGGAUAGCCCUUAACCUUCCUGCUUCCAUCUCCGGAGUGCUGCAAUUCUAGGCAUGGACCACCAUGACAAAUUUUCAUAGCUGAAUGUAUACCCGCAGUGGAUAGACAUGCUUUUUGUUUAUCCAUUCCUCGCUUGGUGGUUAACUUUCUUGGUAAAACCCAGCUUCUCUCAUGGAUUUCUUUUUCUCUAGAAGGAGAAUGAGUGGAUUGACUUUCAGGUCAACGAAGGCCCAUUGGACGGCGAACCUCAGCCGGCCGUGCUCUCAUGGACCUACUGGGCUAUUCGUGCCGCCAAGCCCACCUUUGGACCCUGAGAAGAUCAAGGAGUUACAGCGCUUCAUUACCCUUUCCAAGAAACUUCUAGUGAUGACUGGCGCAGGAAUCUCCACGGAGUCUGGGAUCCCAGACUACAGGUCGGAAAAGGUGGGUCUUUACGCCCGCACGGACCGGAGACCCAUCCAGCAUAUCGAUUUCAUACGCAGCGCUCCAGUUCGUCAGCGGUACUGGGCCAGAAACUUUGUGGGCUGGCCUCAGUUCUCCUCUCACCAACCCAACCCAGCACAUUGGGCCUUGAGCAACUGGGAGAAACUGGGGAAGCUGCACUGGUUGGUGACUCAGAAUGUGGAUGCUCUGCACUCCAAGGCGGGGAACCAGCGGCUGACAGAGCUCCAUGGAUGCAUGCACAGAGUCCUGUGCCUGAGCUGUGGGGAACAGACUCCCCGCAGGGUACUGCAGGAACGCUUCCAAGUCCUGAACCCCAGCUGGAGCGCUGAGGCGCAGGGCGUGGCCCCCGACGGUGAUGUGUUCCUCACUGAGGAGCAGGUCCGGAGCUUUCAGGUCCCGUCCUGUGAUCGGUGCGGAGGUCCUCUGAAACCAGAUGUCGUUUUCUUUGGGGACACAGUGAACCCAGACAAGGUUGACUUUGUGCACAGGCGCGUGAAAGAGGCUGAUUCGCUACUGGUGGUCGGAUCGUCCCUGCAGGUGUACUCUGGUUACCGGUUCAUCCUCACCGCCAGGGAGAAGAAGCUUCCCAUUGCCAUUCUGAACAUCGGACCCACUAGGUCAGAUGACUUGGCCUGCCUGAAGCUGGAUUCCCGCUGCGGAGAGUUGCUGCCUUUAAUAGAUCCACAGUGACCGAGGUCUGGUGCUCAGAGUCUGGGAAUGGAGUUUCCGUUGAGUCCUGCUGCUAAGGGUCUGCAGUACAGAAGAGGGCAUCAGAUCCCCUUACAGAUGGCUGGGAGCCACCAUGUGGUGCUGGGAAUUGAACUCAGGACCUCUGGAAGAGCAGCCAGUGCUCUUCAUCAAUCCCAAAAGUUUCUUCCCUUGCCUUCAAACUAAUGGAAGCUUACAGACUGUGUCCUAUAGAGGGCACAAAGCAAUGUCUACAGGCCAGUCCACCAGUGCACACCCCUGUUUACAGACAGCUGUCAGAGUCCUCAUGCGGAUGAGAACUGCCCUCUUAAGAAGGACUUUAAAGAAGCAGCUGUUCUUGAUGACACAGUUGUGCCACCUUCCUUUUCAUCCCACCGGGAAGAAGGAACACCUGGGAAGUCCAUGAGCCAGCGUGGUCUGUGGAGGCCGCCACUGAGACCUCACUGAUUCAGGGAAGAACCAGAAGGGCAUCUAUAACUGACUUCUAAUUCCACAUGGUUGUGUCUGACUGGAGCACCUUGAUAUUUUAACAGCAUGAGCAACAGCAUAAUGAAAUUUUAUU
Chionomys nivalis (European snow vole) is the source of this 2784-nucleotide messenger RNA. RefSeq names its product sirtuin 4 (gene Sirt4). The record is from RefSeq and is a predicted model, not a curated record. The transcript is spliced from 5 exons. Gene Ontology annotation, molecular function: NAD+ binding; NAD-dependent protein lysine deacetylase activity. The coding region runs from base 1242 to 2204 and encodes 320 amino acids. Lineage: Eukaryota; Metazoa; Chordata; Mammalia; Rodentia; Cricetidae.